UUCCCAUCUUGGGACAAUCUGCAUGCAACUCCGGUGAGUUCAGAUGUGUUCCUGCAGGGCAGACUGAGGAGCUCAAUCUGACUUUUUUUCAGCACAAAAGUUCAAAUGAAGGAAGAAAAGUUCACAUAGACAAGACUCAGCAGCAAGAGCCUGGCAAGUGGAGCAAGAGGAGGUGAGAGAGGAACAUCAAGACAUGAGAAUGGGCUCCCUGGUGAGUGGCACUACAUCCACCCUCCUGACUUCCCUGCUGGCUUUCUUUUUGGGAGUUUCAUCAAUUUUAAGCGAGGAAAUAAGGGAAACAGAUGCACUGUGCAAUGCCAAUGGCUGCCUGGUGGUCUACUUUCAGAGAAAGACCUUUCUGGAUUCUUGGAGGGCCUGCAAGGAGAAAGGUGGAAACCUUGCCACCCUGAAACGUCAGGUGGAUGCCACUGCCAUUGAAACACUUUUUCCUUCUCUGGAUUUGCGACAAUCACGCACCAAGGUCCAAGUAUGGAUCGGUCUGCAGCGGCAACCCCGCCAGUGCUCGUCCAUACGGCCUCUUCGGGGUUUCUCUUGGACAACAGGGGACCAGGACACAGAAUAUACCAACUGGCAGAAAGAGUACUCGCCCAGCAUGUGCUCAGUGCCCCGCUGCGUGGUUAUGGGAUACAACACUCAGGACCAGACUGAUAACUUCAAAUGGCUGGAUGGGUCUUGCUCUGUCCCUGUGGAUGGUUACGUUUGCCAUUAUUCCUACCAAGGAAUGUGCCCUGCCUUGUGGAAUGAAGGGGAAGGUAACGCCCUCUAUGCCACACCAUUUAACCUUCUAAGUUCCCUUCUGACCCACGCCCCGCUUGGAUCAGUGGCGACCAUGCCCUGCCAGACAAAUCAGCAGUCAGUGCUCUGUCUGUUGAGGGAAGACGGUUCGGUGGGCUGGUCUAUAGAUCCUCCUCUCUGCUCCGAACAUCCGGCAUCACAAAACUGGUGCAAUCAGAACAAUGGCGGAUGCGAGCAUUUCUGUAAGCAAGGUGGCGCUCACUCCAUCUGCGAGUGUGCUGAGGGCUACCGACUUGCAGAAGACAACCACAGCUGUGACCUCUAUGACCCUUGUGAAGAUGCCAACUGCGAAUAUGAGUGUGUGCCUUUUUCAGAACGGUACCGGUGCGCUUGUCCUGAUGGCUACAUGCUGGCUCCAGAUGAACACGGUUGCCAGGAUGUGGAUGAAUGUCUUCAGAGUCCAUGUGAGCAUCGUUGUGUCAACACUCUCGGGACAUUCCAAUGUGAAUGUCAAGAGGGCCACCAACUAGACGAUGUGGGUGCCUGCGAGGAUAUCGAUGAGUGUCUGAGCGACCCUUGCGAGCACGCCUGUGAGAACACCGAGGGAUCCUUCAUCUGCCACUGCCAUUUGGGAUACUCUCCGCUACCUGAGGACACCAGUCGAUGCCAAGACAAUGACGAGUGCCAGAUCCCGGGAACAUGCCAGCAAAUGUGUGUGAACUACGAGGGUGGAUUUGAAUGCUAUUGCGAAGAAGGGUACGAACUUGUCAUGUCCGAUUCUUCCUCAUGUCGGAAGAUAGAUAGCCAAUCAACCGUCACCCACCAGCCACGGCCUGCAUGGGAUACUGACGACUAUGAGUGGAAUCCACAGCAGAGUCAUACAGAUUGGGUACCGGAGGUGGAGCAACCUAUGGACUGGUUGACUGACACCCCCAAAGUUUGGGGUUCGGAGGUGAUAUGGGUGACCAGUGCUCCUCAAGAGGAUCUUUUAAAUGAUUUUUCAGAAACACAGAAGGAAGAUGUUGCCAAUGGUGAUGCUGACCAGUUGGACUUGGGGGAGAAACCUCAGUCUGAGUCCACCAUCACCGCCAGCACCACACCCAUCCCCACCAUGACUGCCUUGUAUGAAGAUGAGGAGGAAGAGACCACUGCUCUCCCUUUUAUUUCCACCUCGACAAUCUCGGAGGGAGCUUGGAACUGGUGGGCUGGGUUCACAGCUUCUGACCAGAGCCGAGGAAAUCCAGAGGAUAAAAUCACAGACUCUUACAUGCUCACUAAUUCCAGCUACCACAAUCUGCCCCAGGAAGAAAAACACUCUGUCGGAGAUUACCCUGCAAAGGCAGACAAAAUGGGGGAGGAAGUGGACUCUCCUGCGACCCAUUCACAAGUGGCUCCUACUCAGGUCAGCUCCUCUCAACCGCCCACGGUCAAGCACCUGGAUUCUGUCCAUGAGGACAGGGGGAAAAGUAGCACCUGGCUCCUGGUGGGCCUCUUAGUGCCAGUCUGCAUCUUCAUCGUGGUCAUGGUGGUCCUGGGUAUCAUCUACUGUACUCGCUGUGCUGUGCAGCCCCGCAGUAAAACCAGGAGUGAUUGCUACCAUUGGAUUUCUGGCGCUCAUGACAAACAGGGUGCUGCUAUCCCCUCUGCAGGGGUCAAGAACCAUGUUUAAGUAGAAUGGACCCCAAGUGACCUUCUCAUAAACAGACUCUGAGGGAGCGUAAAACCAUCCUGGACUCUAUUGUUUAGUGUCCGUUCAUUUGGGAGGUGAGAGACGCUGAAAACCGCUGAACUUGUUUUCUUUGAUGAUACUUGGAUGUUGCAUACACUGAUCUCUUGACUGCUUGACUUCCCAUUAUUUCCCGAUUGCUCUAAAAGACUGAUGUUCAUUUCACCAUUCACACCUAACUAGACACUAUGAAUAAUGGGCGAGCUCGCAAGAGCAGUAAAUAAAAUAGGCGCUUUUGCAAGUAUUGUUUGAGCCAAAGUUUAAGUGUAAAUAAUGCUCUUUUUUUACAGUAUUGCUUAUUCAUCAUUUUGCAACUUUGCUUUUCACAGUACACCACGUAUCGUCAGUGAAAAUGACAGGAAUGUGCUGAAUUUCUAUUUCAAAAGCAGUUCUCUGUUCAUUUUUGGAUUUCCCUUUAAAAAAAGGGAAAUACACAAAUAUGCAACUUGCACGAGAGUGUUGGAAAGAACCUUGACUUUGGCCGUCCGUCAUACUGUAACCAGAAUUCUCUCUCCCAGCUCGGAAUGUUUUUGAAUCACAACCAGCUGUUUGAGGCUUCACGCUUGUUUGAAACCAUUCAAAAAGACAAUCACAAACUUGUAACAUCUCCAGAUCGGAAAAACUAAUUAUUACAUGACAAGAUAAGGCUUAAUUUAGUGUUUGCCAAUCAACCUAUCCCCAGGUGCAUGUUUUUGGAGGUGAGAGGAAGCAGGAGUACCCAGAGGGAACCACGAAUGUGAAUGUGAGUGUGAAUGUUGUCUAUCUGUGUUGGUCCUGCGACGAGGUGGCGACUUGUCCAGGGUGUACCCCGCCUUCCGCCCGAAUGCUCCAGUGACACCCCGCAACUCCGAAAAGGACAAGUAGUGGAAAAUGGAUGGAUGGAUGGAAGGAAGAUAAGGCUCAUUCUGGAAUUAGAGGAGAUAUUGCUUGGACAUUUAAAAAAAACGUAAUCUUUCCCAAAUUUCUGUUAUGUAUUCAACAGUUAUUGAUAAUUAACCAGAUUGGCUUACCUCAGGCAUCAAAUUAAUGGUUUUUGUUGUAUGUCAUUUUGUACACAGUGACAGGGUUUCAAAUUUGUGGCAAAGUUAGUUUUUUCUUAAUAGCAACUAACUACUCAGAUACUUUUUAUGAUAUUUAAAGUGGACAACCUUACCUGCGUAUACUAGUAAACAGAAAACAUUUUUCAAUCCUCAUAAUUUACUUAAUUGUGUUGCAUGUGGGGCUUCACGGUGGCAGAGGGGUUAGUGCGUCUGCCUCACAAUACGAAGGUCCUGCAGUCCUGGGUUCAAAUCCAGGCUCGGGAUCUUUCUGUGUGGAGUUUGCAUGUUUUCCCCGUGAAUGCGUGGGUUCCCUCCGGGUACUCCGGCUUCCUCCCACUUCCAAAGACAUGUACCUGGGGAUAGGUUGAUUGGCAACACUAAAUUGGCCCUAGUGUGUGAAUGUGAGUGUGAAUGUUGUCUAUCUGUGUUGGCCCUGCGAUGAGGUGGAGACUUGUCCAGGGUGUACCCCGCCUUCUGCCCGAUUGUAGCUGAGAUAGGCGCCAGCGCCCCCCGCGACCCCGAAAGGGAAUAAGCGGUAGUAAAUGGAUGGAUGGAUGGUGUUGCAUGUGGUUGCGUGAGGCAUUGAACAAUUAGGGCUGUAAAAACGAGUUCAUUAAUGCAGAUUAACACAUCAAUAUUAUUGUUCUGUUCAUUUUUUCAAACAUAAUUAACCCAUCUGCUGCACUGAAUGACUCAAAAUCCAUCAAUAUCUGACAAUACAUUGUUUUCCAAAGAGUACUGUCACAAAUGUGCAGUGUUGCUCAAAAAUGUUAAUUAUGUCUUCUUGUUCAAAUACUUUUCGAUUAAAAAAAUAAAAAUAAAAAAUCCUUCCAUUGUACCAAAAAUAUUGUCUGACAAGAAGAAAAUUGUAAAGUAUGCAAAUGUCCACUUGAUCCGAAAGUGACCUUCCCUUUAUCUCAGAAAGCACAUGUUAACAAUGUACCUUUAGGUCCUGUUUAAUUCAAAACAUGACUUUAUGCGAAAUAUGUAAAUACUGUUAAGCCUCACCGAUUCUUUGCAAUAAAAAUAUAUGCAAAAUAUCACUGAAAUGCGGAUUUUUAACCCAUUUCUACAAUUCUGAAUACGAUAGUACAAUAAAGGACAUUCUUAUUGUAUUGUUGCAUGAUUUUUUAAAAAUCUUUGGACACAUAUGGUCAUCCGAGAUUUGGUCAUAGGAAACAUACACGUGGUACAAUUUGCUCAACAACUGCAUGCUUUAGUGUUUUGUACAUGGAUUAUAUGACACUGUAUCGCUGAAAUGGAAAAUGUUCUCCAAUUCUAAGAUGACCAAUGACCAGAUGUUUUUUAGGACUCCACAGGUGAUCACAUGUACACAUUCACAAAUGAAAUGAAUCUAUGUUGUAUUAAUUGACUGAAUAAAAUACUGUAAUGAAAAA
Messenger RNA from Nerophis ophidion (straightnose pipefish), 4919 nucleotides. RefSeq names its product CD248 molecule, endosialin a (gene cd248a). Gene Ontology annotation, biological process: cell migration. The record is from RefSeq and is a predicted model, not a curated record. NCBI's taxonomy places the organism in Eukaryota, Metazoa, Chordata, Actinopteri, Syngnathiformes, Syngnathidae. The coding region runs from base 194 to 2425 and encodes 743 amino acids. Gene Ontology annotation, molecular function: calcium ion binding; extracellular matrix protein binding; extracellular matrix binding. Gene Ontology annotation, cellular component: extracellular matrix; external side of plasma membrane. The transcript has a single exon.